AUCAUCUCAAGUUCGCUAGCUAUGUUGUCUAUCUUCGCUUUACCUCUUCUUGCUCUGUCCGCUGUAAGCACAACGCCCCCUGCCCACUCCACAUCCCCCGUUCUAGGAGCUUGGUAUGCUAGCUGGCAUGCUACUCAAGGAUUCCCGCUGUCUUCAGUCAGCUGGGGUAAGUACAAUACAUUGUACUACUCAUUUGUAAUCCCCACUUCGAACGUUAAAAAACUGAGCCUGGACGGCCUUAAUGGCGAUCUACUUCGUCAGUUCGUUUCUGACGCCCAUUCACAUGAUGUCGCAGCUCAUGUUGCUCUUGGAGGCUGGCUUGGGAGUGUUUGGUUCUCUUCUAGUAUUGCCACAUCUAAAAACCGGACGGCAUUUGUGAAGACCGUGACAGAUUUUGCUCAUGAGUACAAGAUCGAUGGUGUCCAGUUCGACUGGGAGUAUCCCGGCAGGCAGGGUGUUGGUUGCAAUACCAUUAGCGUCGAUGACACCGCCAAUUAUCUUAAAUUUCUCCAGGAGCUUCGCCAAAACACAGUGGGAGCAAGUUUGACAGUUUCAGCUGCUGUUUCCCUUGCACCCUUCACAGACGCUAGCGGGCAUCCUUCUGCUGACCUCUCCGGUUUUGCGCAGGUCUUCGACUACAUCACCUUGAUGAACUACGAUGUUUGGGGCUCUUGGUCCAAGCAUGUGGGGCCAAACGCACCAUUAAACGAUACCUGCGCCCAGUCUGCAAACAAAGAGGGCUCGGCGAUUGCUGCAGUUAAGGCUUGGACUGCCGCAGGUAUUCCGGUCGGCAAGAUCGUGCUUGGAGUUGCUUCCUACGGCCACUCAUUCAGCGUAUCUCCUUCUGCCGCCUUCAAGUCUGGCACAAAGACACUAGCCAAAUACCCUGUUUUCGACGCCUCGAAGCAGCCCUUGGGUGACAAGUGGGAUGACACUAGUAGUGUCGAUGUCUGCCAUGUAAGCCAUGGCCCAGGGGGCACUUGGAGACUUUGGGGCCUCGUGGACGGCGGCUUCCUUACCAAGGAAGCCAAGCCUGCUGAUGGCAUUUACUACAGAUAUGAUGAAUGCAGUCAGACUCCAUUUGUAUACAAUGAGAAAUCGCAAGUUAUGAUCUCAUUCGACAAUCCCGAUUCUUUCGCUGCCAAGGGCAAGUUUAUUAAGGAUACUGGGCUGCGUGGUUUCACGAUGUGGGAGGCUGGUGGUGAUUACAAAGAUAUGCUCCUAGACUCUAUCAGGAAAGCUAUAGGGUAUUAAUACGCUGCUGAUGCCAUCCUUCUGCAUUCUUCCAGUCGCUAAUAGAAUGUAUUACAUAGACUACAUGACACUCGCUUGAGAUCCCCGGAAGCUCUUCUAUAUGCAUGUCUGCCCUGCAACUCCAUUCUGCCAGUGGGCCUCAAAUCUGCUAUUCCGGACUGAUAUGUCAUACAUCACACGGUAUGUGACACCAGAUCUCGGACCAGCUUGGUCGCAAAUUGGAGCAAGGCU
Molecule: messenger RNA, 1485 nt
Organism: Suillus bovinus
Lineage: Eukaryota; Fungi; Basidiomycota; Agaricomycetes; Boletales; Suillaceae
Product: glycoside hydrolase family 18 protein
Exons: 5
Coding region: 22-1254 (410 amino acids)
Biological process (GO): carbohydrate metabolic process; chitin catabolic process
Cellular component (GO): extracellular region
Molecular function (GO): chitinase activity; chitin binding
Source: RefSeq, a predicted model, not a curated record